Brassicogethes aeneus is the source of this 776-nucleotide messenger RNA. The record is from the annotation of a GenBank genome assembly. NCBI's taxonomy places the organism in Eukaryota, Metazoa, Arthropoda, Insecta, Coleoptera, Nitidulidae.
AACUGAGAAAAAAUGUCUGACUUAAAAUUAGUUUGUUUAGCUGCAGUUAUUGGCUUUGCAAGCUGUUUAAAUAUUCCAUCUUAUUUUAAACCAUGUAACAAAGGGGACUACAGUUGUAUGACGGAACAAGCUCAAAAUACUUUAAAAAAUAUUCUCAAUGGCGACAAAUCAUUUAAAAUACCAACUUUAAGCCCUUUAACAUUGGAUGAAGUAACAAUUCCUGGAAAAACAAUAUCUACGACAUUUAAACCACUUAUUAUUCAUGGAAUAAAUAGUCUUAAAAUUAAGUCUGCCAAAAUUGAUACUGAUUCAAAAUCUGGAUCUAUUGAUCUUUUUAUUCCCAAUAUAAUGUUUACUGGAGAUUACGCCCUUACCGGAAGAAUUUUAGUUUUGCAAUUAAAUGGACAUGGCAAAGGAAAUAUUACUGUUGUUGAUGGUACUGGUAAAUAUGAUUUUAAAUAUAACUUGGUGGAAAAAAAUGGAGAGAAAUAUGCAAAAAUCGUCAGUUCUGAUUACAAAAUUGGUUUAAAAAGAGCAUAUUUCCAAUUCGAUAAUCUUUUUGCUGGAAAUUCAGAAUUAACUAAAAGCACAAAUGAUAUAAUUAAUGGAGAAUGGAAAACAGUUGUUGAAGAAUUUUCCGAUGGUAUGAGUGAAAUAAUAAAAUCCAUAUUGAAGUUGGCUUUGGGAAAUUAUAUGAAUGCAAUUCCAAUAAACAAAUUAAUAAAAGAAUAAAAUUUAUGAUACCCAUCUAAAAAUAAAACAGUAUUAUAUGUAAU